Molecule: messenger RNA, 716 nt
Organism: Notechis scutatus (mainland tiger snake)
Lineage: Eukaryota; Metazoa; Chordata; Lepidosauria; Squamata; Elapidae
Source: RefSeq, a predicted model, not a curated record
AUGGACGGCGCCGCAGGUGAACUGGCCGCCUUCCAGCCGGCGCCGCGGGCCUUCAGCCUGUGGGACUACGGCGUCUUCGGCCUGAUGCUGCUGGUCUCCACGGGCAUCGGGCUCUUCUACGGCCUGUCGAGGGGCGGCCACAAGAGCGCCGAGGACUUCUUCACGGGCAGCCGGGCCAUGUCGGCGCUGCCGGUGGGCCUGUCGCUCUCGGCCAGCUUCAUGUCGGCCAUCCAGGUGCUGGGCGUCCCGGCCGAGGCCUACCGCUACGGCAUGAAGUUCCUGUGGAUGUGCCUGGGCCAGCUCCUCAACUCGCUGCUCACCGCCGGCCUCUUCCUGCCCGUCUUCUACCGCCUGGGGCUCACCAGCACCUACGAGUACCUGGAGCUGCGGUUCUCCAAGAAGGUCCGGCUGUGUGGCACAGUCCAGUACAUCAUUGCCACGGUGCUGUACACGGGGAUCGUCAUCUACGCCCCGGCCUUGAUCCUCAACCAAGUGACGGGUCUGGAUAUUUGGGCCUCGCUUCUCUCCACGGGCACCAUUUGCACCUUUUACACCACCAUCGGGGGCAUGAAAGCGGUCAUCUGGACGGACGUCUUCCAGGUCUUCGUCAUGCUGUCCGGCUUUGUGGCCAUCCUGAUCCAGGGGACGCUGCUGGUGGGGGGGCCAGGCCAGGUCCUCUCCAUCGCCUACAACCACUCCAGGAUCAAUUUCGGAGA